UGUUUCAUCUUCUUCUAUAAUAGUAACUCUGUGCAGCAAGAAACGAAUUUUUUUAUAUUUAAGUAAAGAUAAUAUUAAACUGAUAGUUUUUGCCGGCUAUGAGAAGAGAAUAUUUAGUUAGCCAUAUUCAAGAGAACGCUCACGAAGCUGAUAUAUAUUCGUUAUGUGUCAUUUCCGGACGGCUGUGGUCUUGUUCUGGAGAUUCAAAAAUUAAGCAAUGGAACGUGGAUAGUGCAGAACAUGAACUUGUUGAAGAAAUCGACACUCCUCACAAAAUUGGAAUUCACAAUAUGGCAGCCUCGUUGGAGGAACGGUUAGUCGUUUCAUGUGGAUUUGGACAAGACGUGUACUUGUGGGAUCCAAGCACGAAUACUUCUCGAUCACUAGGUGAUUCUGUAGAACAUCCAGGAGAAUGCUGGGCUGCUUGUGUGAGUCCAGACGCACAGACUAUUUCCUUUACUACUGUUGAUGGACGUGUUUGCGUAUGGGACACACAUAGCAAUAGCAAGGUGGCCGACUUGGACACCAAAGGAAAAUUCGGUUUGUGUACGGCCUACUCGCCAAAUGGAAGAUUUAUAGCUUCUGGACAUCAAACAGGACAGCUAUUUUUAAUUAGCACUGAAACAGGUCGAUUGUUCCAUACUUUGUCAGGUCACACGCUCCCAUUACGAAGUCUAGCAUUUUCGCCCGGUUCCUCCCUGCUAGCUGCAGCGGGAGACUCCAAGAUGAUUACGGUUUACGACGUUGUAUCAGGAGACCAAGUAGGUCAGCUUCGCGGUCAUGGUGCCUGGAUCUUUGCAUUGGCAUUCAAUCCUGUUGGAGAUUUGCUUUUGUCAGCUGACAUAGAAGGUCGUGUCAAGGUUUGGGAUAUGGAUACAAUGGAAUGUAUUAGUACAAAAAAUGAAGUUGAAGGUGGCAUCUGGGCCGUUGCUUGGUACAACAAUGGAUUUGUGGUUGCUGGUGCCGACAGGAGCAUUCUUUGGUACAGAGCCGCUGCAUCUGAGUAAAAUCUUGAUUAGAACAAAAGUGCUCUUGUCUUUUAUGUACGUUGCAUGCAAAAAGUUUUUAUGCUAUGAUAUUUAAAUAAACAUACCCAGAAUUAUACAUAGAUAAAUUUGUGGAGUACGGAUUGUAUUAAAGCAAGGAAAGAAAGGAACAUUAGAAAAAACUAAACUUUUAGUCAUUUGCUUGAAGAAUACUCUUCAAACCAUACAAGC
Messenger RNA from Schizosaccharomyces octosporus yFS286, 1217 nucleotides. RefSeq names its product ski complex subunit Rec14. The coding region runs from base 99 to 1007 and encodes 302 amino acids. Gene Ontology annotation, cellular component: Cdc73/Paf1 complex. The transcript is spliced from 2 exons. The record is from RefSeq and is a predicted model, not a curated record. Lineage: Eukaryota; Fungi; Ascomycota; Schizosaccharomycetes; Schizosaccharomycetales; Schizosaccharomycetaceae. Gene Ontology annotation, molecular function: protein binding.